CUUCGGCUGGACAUGCCUCGUUCCGAGAAGGCCAACCCGAUUGGUUAGCUAAUUUUGGAUUACGUGAUCUUCACUGAGGGCGAUUUGCGAUUUGCAUACAUGGUACACCCUCGCGUCAUUUGGGGUCAGAGAGCCAACGAUAAUGGACCUGUGUUCACGUACAUUACACCACAUUGUAUGGCUAACAUUUCAUGGCUGUUUGUGACAGAGCGAUCCGGCGAAGAGGGCCCAGCGGCUAACAAAGCGUGAAGGCCACGAAGCUGUGUAAAUGGCUGUUUGCCAAUAGGGGAGUGCAGGGGGAGAUGGCGGAGUGCGGGAGUGAUGCUUCUACGGAGGAAACUACACUGCAAGCAUCACAUAAACACGCCACGAACGGACACUCCCGCGGAAGUAACGGUGUCACUGAUAGAGAGACAUUUUCGGAGAAGGAGAAGAACAUGGGAGGAGAGGACGAGAGGAAGACAAUCGUGCAGGAUAUUCCUUUGGAUUUUUCUGUGAAAAGGAAAAGUGUUGAGUUUAUCUCAGAAAGUCUGACAGACGAUUCUCAAGUGUCGUCAGUGAGCCCACCUGCCAGUCAUGGAUCACAUGAAUCGGGCCCAGAACAUAAAUCCAACGAAACUACCUCCAAUGGUUCCUGUCGGUCGUCAGACUUUGAUCCCCGGGGGUCUUUAAGACUGUCCCCCAACUCCCUACCCAUGGGCCUUGUCCCUGGGAUGGGAUCAGGCAUGAUGCCUAAUGGGCAUUUGCCAAAUAUGCCUGGCUUUAUGGACCAGAGACUAUUGCAAGGGAAUAAGAAUUCUCGUCCAUUCAAGAACUACCCCAAAGAGGCGUUGUCGAUGCCCCUGGGGUAUUACGGGGUGGCAGGGAUGCCAAUGCCGCAGACAGACGGACAGGCAUUACAGGGACUCAAUUUGAGUUCGGAUGAAAUUAUGAACAUAUAUCAACAACAACUCCAGGUGCUUCGGGAACGAGAUAAACAACUUUUAACCAUGGCAAAACAACACAUGCGUGUAGAACCAACGAGCCCGACACGUAUGGGUGCCAGCAGCAGCGGCAGCAGCAACAACGGAACAACGACAUCGCCGCCUCUGCCAAACUGUGUGUCCCCUAAACCCCGUCUCCCCCCUCCUUCAAGCCGCCCAAGCCCUAUGGUCUCGAGUACAUCUGCCCUCACAGCGGCAGGGCGCAAGCGGCCAAGGUCCUUACCAGAUGAGCAAAAGGAUUCCGCAUACUGGGAAAGAAGAAGAAAAAACAAUGAUGCUGCGAAAAGGUCUCGAGAUGCACGGCGAGCAAAAGAAGACGAAAUUGCAAUCCGCGCUGCGCUCCUGGAGCAAGAAAACCUCAAACUCCGAGUGGAGGUGGCAGCGCUGAAAACAGAGACUGCCCGACUUCGGUGUAUGUUGUAUAACAGUUAGUGGAUUCCUUGACCACUGGUCAUCAGCCUAUCUACCUCAGCAAUGGACACAGGUUCGUCAGUCUACUACCUCAAUCCUUGUCUCGCUUUGUAUCCUACGUCUUGCAGGGGGUUUCAUAGAUAUGUUGUUUGCCAAUUUUAUGCAAAUGUCUUACGUGUUUAUUAGUCAUCGCUGUGUGUUUACGCAACUCCUCCCCUGCGAGCAUGGGACCUUGCUAGGGGUGUGCUCGGGUCGUGUUUACAGCAGCCAUCUAUCCAUUCAUACCCUGCUGUACGAGCCGCUGAGCACUACCGGUCACGUGACCUCUCAGCUGUUCAUUCAUCUGUAUAUGCUUCAAGACUCGACAUGCCCUCUCCUGAGGUAGGUUCAUCGACGGGUUGGAACACCCACUACUGAACGGGACAUGCCACUAAACUGCCGGACGUAUCGGCACGUUGUUGUUACCCAUGUACAUAUAAUGCAUAACUACAUACAAUUCUCAGGGACUGGUAAACUGCUCCGUGUUAAAGUCCCCAGCUGUCGUACCCACACUAAAAACCACGCCCAGCUAUUAUCCCCAGCCCUCAGUGCAGUUCGUAAGAGCCAGUGCGGUUCAUAUAAUCUUGUUUUUCUUGACUCAGGAUUGAGUCACAAUGAAUAAGAAAUAGGGCGCAACACGCAACACAAAACCUCAACCCAUCCCUCCUUCUCCCCCAUUCAUCCGACAGGUUCAUUUGGUUCGGUGAAUUAUCUUCCUCGGGUGCAUCCGAGUGCAACCAGAACGCUUAAAAUGUUAAUAAGUUCGGCUUGAUAGAUCCAUGAUUCUUGAAGCCAGGUAAUCUAAUCGACAGGUGUAGCAGAGGAAAUCGACUUUAGCUAGCUAUUGCCAUUGAUUUUGUAAUUUGAUGUCUUUGCUUAACACGGACCUAUUGUUCCUUCCCAUUUGUUAUGCACGUAGAUGUUCAUCGUCAAUCAUUAACUAUGCCAUAUUACUUACUACGAGUGUAUUGUCAUGUCCUAUUUGUCCAUGCGCCCUUUUAAAGUUUGUCUUCUCAGUGUCAAAGUUGUUUUCGCAUUUUAUACCAGAUCAAGUGCUCCACAACUAAUGAGUGUUGCGAAAAUUUAAUUAGUGCUCGAAGAUCUCAGUUUCGGUUCUCGUGAAAUUGAAUUCAAUCUCACUUUGGAAGUGCUAUUUUUCCCGAAAGGAGAACUGUAAAUUUGAUAAGCUUCAUAUUAAGUGCUAAGUAUUUUUUUUACGUGUCCAUUUUUGCUAUGUGUAUUGAGUGCUGUUGAAUCUAUUAGUGCUAAUCAAUGGUGUGCUUUGAUGGCGUGUCCAAUCGAAGAAAUACAAAACAUUUUCCCACAAGGUCGUGCACCAUAUAAACAGCUGGCUGUUGCACACGUGGUAAAGUGCUACGAAAUUAGGUGAUUUCUAGUACCCCAUCGUGAGAUGUUUAGUGUGUUGCAAGACCUUGCCCCCUCUCCUAGCGGUGGCCUUAUCUGCCUCUUCUGUCCCCUACUAUGUGACAAAUCAGGAGUUUUUAACACGGAACAGUUUAUCAAGGUUUUGCAUUGCGGUUGUCAUGAGUGCGAAAUGUUAGUAUGUUUGUAGGUGAAUUAGUAUGUUGGCUGGCGACCAGUGAUUCAUUUGUUCACAUAGACCUUGUUGGCUGUUGUACGCAAUCAAGCGAACAGCCAUGAUUAUUGACGAUACGGGUGUGUUUUAUUACGAUGUUCCCAGUGCUCAACCACGGAAGCAGAACGGCACCUUGCCCACUUCCAAGUUCCAAUCCAAUAUUCAUAAUUGUACACAAUUCACGGUCUCAUGAAGGAAGUGUUUUUAACUCAGGGUUUUUAUCCGAAAUAUACAACGUUGGAUAAAUUCGGAUAGAUACUGGUAUAUUUGUGUGGAUACGAAUAGAUUGUGUUAGACGCAACCCAAUACCCUGUUUUCAGAUCUGAACUGAGUGGUACUGUCAGGUCAAUCAAAAUACUUGUGUUUUACGUAACACGUGAUUAAUAGAUUUUUGUUCAUAGAUCGGUUUCGAUGAGUGCUCUUGACGACCAGCUUCAGAUGUGAUAAUAUUUUCAGAGUCGCAAGAUAACACGAGUUGAUUUGGUUACUCGAAACACAAGUAUUUUGGGGCCUUCGAUUAUAUAGAUAUUGAACCUUCACUCUAGAGUAACUCUGUUGUAUUUAUCGUAGAUUUUGCUGUGUAGGUCGUUAAGGUAGCUCUCUUUGUUCACGUUUGUGUUUUUAUAAGUGUACUGUAGUUAUCUGAACGAGCGUGUGUGUAAGUACAUCAAUAUGUAUGAUUGUUUCUUCCUCUGUUCCACUGUAAUAUAUCAUAAACUGACGACUUGUGCUUGUUUUGUAGACCCUUCAUAAUCGUUGCCACACACGAAAUCACCAAGGGUUGUGACGAACGGUAUUACGGGUAAAUGAAUGCAUUUUAUUCCAAAACGUCAUAUUAAUUCAUUUUAAGCCAUACUCACACAACACGGUGAAUGUGCUCAAACACUACGCCAACACAAGAUUACUUCCAACGCUUUCUAAAGUAGGCCUGGUUACUAAGUUUUAAUAAUCGAAAACAGCUGCACAUGUCAACAGGUGAAAAUCAUAUCAGAGAACUGUAAUGCAUAACUGAUUAAUGGUCUUCAACCUGGAAAUGCGAGGUAACUCGUUAUUCCUUCUGGUCAUCAUAAAAAUCGUUAUUCUGAAACACUGAAGAUAAACUUCAUCAUUAGGGAACAUGCCCUGGGGGUGGUCAUUAUGACGAUCCCUUCAUAGCGAUUGUAACAGUGAUUGACCUCCGGGAUGAUACACUGCAUUUAUCUCUGGAUUGGUUUGAAACAUAACAAACAUUCUAUUUCGGGGGCGCUCGGUUCGCUUUGGCACUUGUUUUCAACGUCAUACCAGAUUACCGUAUAUGGUAUUUAACUGUGCCGUACAAUCGGCAACAUGCUCCACAGUAAGCACCAAAAAUUAUUCGAGAGAUUACAUCUUUGUAUUUUUUUCACAUACUAUUCCUUUAGUAAUCAAUCUGUUGACAAAUCAUCUUUCUCCAGCCAAGGCCUGUUACUAUGACAAUUGUCCUCUCAGCAGUUCAUACUGUUAAGCAUGUGCGUUCGUAUUGAACAAAUCCCCUUCAAAUAUUUUCUGAAAUGGAGAUGCUAUUUUGUAUACAAUUUGAUUACCGAUUUACCAGCAUUCAUGAGACCAACCACACCAAGGGGCCUGCGCUAGUUACUGUGUGUUUGUGUCGUUGUAGUACUGUUUCAUUGUAAUAGCUAUUUUAUUUGUGUCACUGCCAAUUUGGGCAUUUGCCUUUGUUAAUCAGUGUAGUAGCAGUGGUCGGCUCUGCAGUUGUAAUAAGUUGUCUAACUGACAGCUUCUUUCGUACACACUAUCUACCUCACGACUACACCCAUGGGCAGCUGGUGUUGGGGGCUUUCAAAGUAAUAUUGUUAUUCCACCUGCUGUCCAUGGGAAUGUUUCACAGUCCCAAUGUCUGCUCGCUCUCCUCAUUUUGUUCUCAGGGAAUUACAUCAUAUGUAGUGUUGCUAUGUACAUUAUCAUUGUGUGUAUCCACUCGCACCAAGGGCGUGAGAAUUAUACACCACUGUGUUUAUCCUGUACUCAUUGAAUGUAUGUAUAUUGCACUGUCACUUUGAAUUUGAAGGUUACUACUUGUUUUGUACAUUUUCUAAAAAAUAUUCAUGUUUCAAGUUAUUGUCCUUACUGUUAUGGAUUCACCGAUGACAUACAUCAUGCUGGUUUGGUUUUUCAACUUUAUUGCUCUAGAAACCAUUUCCUUCGUUACCGUGGAAACCAGCUCAGCUACGCGUCUGCACGUUGUCGUGCCCUUGUUUUGUAAUUUCAAUCUACGACACUUAAUAUCCAUCACUGACGCAAACGAGUCCACAAAUAUCUUUUUGAAAUGAAUUUGGCUGAAAGCAUUCCAAGUUAAAUGUGGCAUAGAAAAUAGAUAUCAAGACUUUCACCGACCCAUGAAGGGAUGUAUUGUGAUUGAAGCUUGAUAACUUGUCGUUAAGAAACUAGUCUCGUAAACAACUAAGUAACGAAGUUUCAAAGCAUAGUCGUCAUAUGAUAGGUGACCGUCAACUAAAUAUGCUCAAUACAUCUCCGUCGUCAUAUGAUAGGUGACGUGAACUAAAUAUUCCCUUUACAUCUCCAUCUUUUGAAUAAUAUAUACGUGAAAUAUUUUUCGUCCCCAUCCUUUGCGCAUGAAAUCGAUCUAUCUUAUUGAUGCAUGUGGUUCGUUAACAAAACGCAUAAUUCGACUUGGAAUUUUAAAGUACUAUGGCUUUGUGUUGACUGUUCGGUCGGAUACUUGUGAAAGGUCAUAGAAAGUUCAUGUUAAGGAUUCAUGCAGCAGUUCUGAAAUGCAAGAUAACUGAACACAUGUGUUGAGAAAAUCAAUGCCAGCAGGUGCGAUAUCCAACACAUGGCGUGUUUUGCGGUCGUGGAUGUUAAGUGUUGCAGAAUUGGUUUAAUAUUAUGUGUCAAGAGUUCAUUUUAAAAUAGUGAACAUAAAAACUUGAGUGUUUAAAACCUCGAUGUUAAACAGCAUAUGUAUGUACAUAUGAAGUUCAAU
Haliotis rubra (blacklip abalone) is the source of this 6013-nucleotide messenger RNA. RefSeq lists its product as uncharacterized. NCBI's taxonomy places the organism in Eukaryota, Metazoa, Mollusca, Gastropoda, Lepetellida, Haliotidae. The record is from RefSeq and is a predicted model, not a curated record. Gene Ontology annotation, biological process: regulation of transcription by RNA polymerase II. The coding region runs from base 303 to 1415 and encodes 370 amino acids. Gene Ontology annotation, cellular component: nucleus. Gene Ontology annotation, molecular function: RNA polymerase II cis-regulatory region sequence-specific DNA binding; DNA-binding transcription factor activity, RNA polymerase II-specific. The transcript has 2 exons.